AUGUCUUUGGUUUUGGAGGACCAGAAUAUAAAGGCUCGGGCCUGGGAGACCCAGGCUUGGGAGGCCCAGUCCAGGGACAGGCAGCACAAGAAAGCCCCUCUGUCGGAGAUGGAGGCUGUCUCAAUUCCAAAACACAGUACCUCAGCUCUGCAGGUACAGGUGACAAAGAAGAAACAGAAUGAAGACCGUACACGUCUACUCUGGUCCAACAAGGCUGAGUACCUCCUGGCCCAGGUGGGCUACUCUGUGGCGUCACUCAAUCUGUUGAGCUUUCCCAACCUGUGGCUUCAAAACGGAGGAUGCAUUUUUCUCAUCAUCUACAUCCUCGUGCUGUUCUUGAUUGGAGUUCCUCUCCUCUUCAUGGAGAUGGCAUCUGGUCAGAGGCUGCAUGAGGGCAGCCUCGGUAUAUGGAAGCACACCAGCUCCUGGAUGAAUGGUUUGGGUUAUACCAGCUUCAUGGUGUGCUUCAUUGAGGGCUUAGUCUUCAGUUUGGUCAAUUGCUGGAGCCUCCUCUAUUUGAGCCAGUCCUUCCAGUUUCCUGUUCCAUGGGAGACAUGUCCCUUAGUGAAGAACUCCAGUGGAUUUGAUGCUGAGUGUGCACGGACGACACCCUCCAUGUACUUCUGGUACCGGAAGACCUUGAAUGCGUCAGACACAAUUGAGGAUGGUGGGCUAUUAAUCACCAGUGUGAGCCUGUCUCUCUUUCUGAUCUGGUUUCUUACUGGUCUUAUCAUGAUCAAUGGGUGCAAGUCCACUGGGAAGGCAUUGUAUGUGUUGGUGCCACUUCCCUAUCUCAUCAUCUUGUGUUUCCUCAUUCGAAGUCCACUGCUGGAAGGCGCAUCAUUUGGCCUUCAAUAUAUGUUGGUUUUCAAGGAGGUAUCCUUCCCUUCUCCUCCAUCAACCCUUGAGAGACACCAUAGCUGCCUAUUCUUAGGGCCUCCUUUCCUCACUAUCCAUUAUCUCCCUCUGUGUCCCCUGCCCUGGAUGCACCUUUUGUUUACCCUGGGCCUAGGCCUUGGCAUCAUAGCCUCCUUCGCGACAUACAUGCCCUCAUCCAACAAUUGUCUUGCUGAUGCCUUUGUCGUGGCUCUGGUCGACCUGGGCACCUCACUGCUUGCCACACCAGUCAUCUUCUCUGUCAUGGGCUUCUGGGCCACAGUCAUCGCGCAUCGCUGCAGCGAGAAGAAUGUUGAAAUACUUAUGAAUCUGGUAUCCUUGGGGAAACUGCCUCCUGAGGCCCAGCCCCCUGAAAACGUGCUUGGUAAUAAUGCAGCCUCCGCGUUCACCAGUUGGUUCGACAGCCUUCCCCAUUCUAUCAAGAAGAUGGUCCUCAGCAAGGUGUCUGACUGCGAAAUACAGAAUCAGCUUUUCAAGGUUAAGGAGGGCCCAAGAUUUGCAUUCCUGCUGUUCAUUGAAGCAAUGUCAUUCAUUCCUGGGUCUGCCUACUGGUCCAUCCUCUUCUUCCUGAUGUAUCUGUCCUUGGGGCUGACUUCCAUGGUAGGGAUCAUGCAGGGCAUCAUUACCCCACUUCAGGACAGCUUCUCUUUCUUCAGGAAACAUCCAAAGCUGCUCAUAGUGAAUGUCUCUGUGCUCAUGUUCCUGUGCAGCCUCUUCUUCGCUCGGCCUUCAGGCUACUACUACUUCAGACUGCUGAGUGACUACUGGAUAAUCCUUCCCAUCGUCCUCCUCACCACUUUUGAAAACGUUACUAUAGCCUGGGUCUAUGGGGCCAAGAGGUUCCUUGCAGAGAUAAUGAUCCUCAUGGACCGCCCCAUCUCUCCCAUCUAUCGUUUCCUGUUAUGCUGUCUGUGUCCAUCUGUGCUGCUAGUCCUGUCUGCUAUCUCCCUGAUUUACAUAUAUGUGCAGGACUUCAUCUACGUGGCCUGGGACUCAAGCACUGUGAGCCUCCCUCCCCAUUCAAAAGAAGUGUCUCGAGAAUUCCCGUCCUGGGCGCUCAACUUCAUAAUCAUCUUAGGUGUCAUUGUCUUCCUACCCAUCCUUAUAUACUUUGUAUACUGCCUCAUCCAUAGGAUCCUCUCCAGCUCCAUGAACUGGUCGCAUCUAUUACAUUCUCCAAAUCCUAAGGGCCAGCUAAGGCCCAGUAAAGAUAUUCAUAAGCGGGAAAUCCUACAAGAGGGCGUGCGAGGGGAGCAGCAGCGCAUGCGCGGAGAAACGGCGGGAAAGACGGAGCGCGAAGCAGGGCAAGGAGCGUCGCUGGCGCCCGUGGAGGCCUGA
Messenger RNA from Trichechus manatus latirostris (Florida manatee), 2235 nucleotides. Its product is annotated as orphan sodium- and chloride-dependent neurotransmitter transporter NTT5-like. The transcript is spliced from 13 exons. The record is from RefSeq and is a predicted model, not a curated record. Lineage: Eukaryota; Metazoa; Chordata; Mammalia; Sirenia; Trichechidae. The coding region runs from base 1 to 2235 and encodes 744 amino acids. Gene Ontology annotation, cellular component: plasma membrane. Gene Ontology annotation, biological process: sodium ion transmembrane transport.